Molecule: messenger RNA, 6087 nt
Organism: Anolis carolinensis (green anole)
Lineage: Eukaryota; Metazoa; Chordata; Lepidosauria; Squamata; Anolidae
Gene: mak
Product: male germ cell associated kinase
Exons: 17
Coding region: 469-2472 (667 amino acids)
Biological process (GO): protein phosphorylation; intracellular signal transduction; cilium assembly
Cellular component (GO): nucleus; cilium; cytoplasm
Molecular function (GO): protein serine/threonine kinase activity; ATP binding
Source: RefSeq, a predicted model, not a curated record
CCCGGAGAGCGCGGGCGCGAGCUCGACGUGUCGGCGCAGCGGGCGGUUGCCUAGGCAACGUGUCACCGCCGGGGAAGAGAGCCCGGGCCGGGCAGAGUCGGAAGUGGGGAUGAGGCGGCCCGUGGGGGCAGAAGGACCCGGAGGGGGCGGUCCAGGAGCCUCCGUAGGCGGCGAGGAACUUGGCGGCAGGACCAGCAGCAGAUGUCUUGCAGAUUGGCACCUGUUCAGAAGCUGUCAGUUUGUGUAAUACUGACCUACACAAUGAGGGAUGAAAGGCAUCUUUACGGAUGUCUGUAAGAAUGGCAGCAUUACUACUACGUUAUUUCCGGAUAUAGCAGUUGUAAUACUGGGAAAGAAGACUGAUGACUUAAGCAACUACUAUGACAGACUACUCACUCAUGUAACAGCACAUUCAGGAAAAUUACAAUUUCAACAUUAUUUAGAAUUUGGCUGGGCUGCUAUUACAAAAUGAAUCGCUACACAACAAUGAAGCAACUUGGGGAUGGAACUUAUGGCAGUGUGCUAAUGGGGAAGAGCAAUGAAUCCGGGGAGCUUGUGGCCAUCAAAAAAAUGAAAAGAAAGUUCUACUCUUGGGAUGAAUGUAUGAAUUUGAGGGAAGUCAAGUCUCUGAAAAAACUUAAUCAUGCUAAUGUGAUAAAGCUGAAAGAAGUUAUUCGAGAAAAUGACCACCUUUAUUUUGUCUUCGAAUAUAUGAAGGAAAAUCUCUAUCAGCUAAUGAAAGAUAGAAAUAAAUUGUUCCCGGAGUCUGUCAUCAGGAACAUUAUGUAUCAGAUAUUACAAGGCUUAGCUUUUAUACACAAACAUGGAUUUUUCCACCGAGAUAUGAAACCUGAAAACCUUCUCUGCAUGGGCCCAGAACUUGUUAAAAUAGCUGAUUUUGGACUAGCUAGAGAACUGAGAUCUCAACCUCCAUACACUGAUUAUGUUUCUACUAGAUGGUAUCGUGCACCUGAGGUUUUGUUGAGAUCUUCCGUUUAUAGUUCUCCUAUUGACAUAUGGGCUGUCGGCAGCAUCAUGGCUGAACUGUACACACUAAGGCCACUUUUUCCGGGAACAAGUGAAGUUGAUGAAAUCUUCAAGAUUUGUCAAGUGUUAGGAACACCGAAGAAGAGUGAUUGGCCAGAAGGAUACCAACUUGCUGCGGCAAUGAAUUUCCGUUUCCCUCAGUGUGUUCCCCUGAACCUAAAAACUCUCAUUCCAAAUGCUAGCAAUGAAGCAAUACAAUUUAUGAGUGAUAUGCUGAACUGGGAUCCAAAGAAACGACCUACUGCAAGUCAGGCACUGAAGUAUCCUUACUUCCAAGUGGGACAGGUUUUAGGACCACCUCCACAAUAUCUGGAUCAGAAGCCCUCUCAUCCCAAGUCAUCUCAACCUGCAGAGCUAAAGCCAUGUCUACCCAAGAUAGACACUGUAGCAAAACUAGAACCUGUAUCGAAACCAGAAUCCCAACCUUCAUCAGAUGAACCUGAAACAUUUCCACUGCAGUGUCUGUCAAAGAAUAGCCAACAUCCCCUCCAGGCAAUUCAGCUGCCACAGAAUGCAAACAAUCAGCAACCACCAAAACAGCCACAGCCACAGUCAUUCCUUCCUGCCAUCAAUAAAAACUCAACAUCAAAGCCAGUGGUCACAGGACCCUCAAAUGGUGGAGUGGGCUUGAAAAGCUGUCGGCGUCGAUGGGGUCAGACUAUGUUAAAGACCAUGGAUAGUUGGGAUGAUUUUGAUGAUUCAGAAUUUGGAAUUUCAUAUUCUAAGAAGCCCAGCAUUGCUUUAUUACAUGAAAAGAAAACAAAAGAAUCUCUUUUUAGUGUUUCUGAGUCCAGGUCCCCCAGCUCUGGCCACUCAGGAGGAGAAAACAGGGUUCUGAAGAGAAAUGAUUCUGGAAUAUCAACAACAUCAGCAAAACAGUACUACUUAAAACAGUCAAGAUACCUACCUGGUGUAAACCCCAAGAAUGUUUCCUCAGGAGCAGCUAAUAAAGAAGGUUCCCAUGGUAGCUGGAACAACCCCUUGCUUUCAAAACCAAUAGGAGGUCUGUCUUUUAGUCGAAUCAAUGCAGAAGAAAACUUAAUUAAACCAAUUGAAAAACUGUCAUGCAAAGAAAGAGUGAAUGAAAAAUUAGAGGACCCAAAAGGAAAUCCUGGCUUUGCAGGUGCUGCUUACAAUGGCCCUAUGGGAUACAUUCCUUCUUUCCAUAAAAAAGAGGUUGGUUCAGCUGGUCAAAGGAUACAACUAGCACCUCUUGGUCCGUCAGCCACAGAUCUUCCUGCUAUUUGUGACACAAAAAAAGAAUAUGCAGAAUACGCUUGGAAAACUAAAGCCGUUCGAGCACAGUUACCCGGGCUUGCAUAUAACCCGGCCACAAAAGGCAUGAACAUUUUAACUCGCCCACAGCCAGUACAACCAGUGCAUGGAAGAACGGACUGGGUGGCCAAGUAUGGAGGGCAUCGAUAGAAGUGCCACAAAUGCUUUCUGUGACUGUUCAUAUAAUCUGCUUCACUCUGAGACACUUUAAAACACAUUUCUACUAAUAGAAUAUCAAUUCUGGAAAGAACUGAGAGCCUGUAUUUUAUUACCUCUAGGGAAUAUAUGUGUGUGUAAAAUAAAUACAUUUUACUUAGAAAGCAUUCCUCAAAAUAGUGUCUCUAAGGGUUAGAGUUCUGUUUACAUUAAACAGUAUUCUAUAAAAGAUCUUGCCAAAGCUAAGGACUAUUCGAACUCUUACUACAGUGAUGGUAACUUUGUUAUGCUUUUCUAAAAAAUAUUUUUAAAUAGCAAAAAAUGUAUUAGAUAUUGUAGCUAUUUGGCAGUUACAGUGAUGGAAAGCUAUGGAUGGAUGAAACGUGAAGAAAAUAAUUACUCUUAAACAGUGGCUGCUUCCAAUACAUAUUUUAAAAAUUACUUUAACAAAAGUUUUAAAAAAUGAUACAAAGAUUAUCUUUUACAUAUUCUAGCUAGUAUCAGAGUACCAGAACUGAACUAUAUCUUACUUGGUUUUAUUUUAAAUUGGCAGAUGUUUUUACUAUAUUGCAAAAAGUGAACCCAUAAUUAGUGAAUAAGCGCACUAAAAUAACUAUUUAUAGAGGUGAUUUAUCUCAUUUUGCAAGCAUUUUUAAAGGAUAGCAUGGAAGUGUUUUUGUAGGAUUUAAAACAUGCAGACAUUCCUUUCUGACUUGCAUGCAACUUGUUUCUGAGUCUGGCUGUAAAUUUAGAGUGAGCAGUAAAAAGAUUGAUUUACUCAAUCCCCUGAGCUUUCGUUGACCAGUGUGGCAAUUAAAUGUACUAGAGGUAUGUGAAUAUGAGAUCUGGAAGCUUGGCACAUGUAAGAAACCACUUUUCUGGUGAUCACUUGCAGGUAUGAUCCUACAAUAGGGAGAAAGCAUGUGUUCCCAUAUGGAUUGACAGUUAGCACAAUUGCUGAGCCAGGAAGGAAACAUUUUAAUAUUUAUUACUGAAUAUAACCUUCGAAUAUCUUUACAACUUUUAUGUCCAUCCCACCAUUUUCCAAAAUAGGCUCACUUCCUUUUAUUAAACAGGAAUCAUAUGCCAGAGAACUAAGUCACUGCAUGUGUUUUAUUUAACUAUUUCAGUAGUCAUGGUUUAAUGUAGUGCCUUUCCUUAGUAACCAAACCUGAACUACAGACCUGACUACCAGUUAUAGAAGGAAUUGCUUUAACAUGAUAACAGUUGCCAAUAGAUAUACUUAAAACCUCAUUCUUGUAUACAUUUAAUGUAGCAGUGAGAUCAACCUUUCCUUUUAUGUUUUGGAUGCCAUAGAUUACACAAUGGUCCCAAAGCUUUUCAUUGUAUGAAUAGAUUCAGUGGUACAUAACAACAGUCCUUGUUCUGGCAAUCAGAUUUAUCACUAUGAGCUAGACCGGGGUACUUUUAACAGUUGGGCUUUUACUUUCCAUUAGUUCUAUCAUCAGUAUUGAUGGAAGUUUGAAUUCAACAUCAUAUGGAAGAGCUACAAGUUCCCUAUCACCUGCUCUAAACAAGUUGCUUCUUCAGUUGCUAAAUGUUUUCUUAUUUAACAUGUUCUUUUAAUUCUCACAAUCCCGUGUUUAAAAUAGAAUGUACAGUUGUUUACAGUUGUCAAAUGUUUAAACUAAUGAUUUUUAGGUUAACCAAUAUUUCUACUGCAAAGUAUGUGUUAGUUGAUUCAAGACUUGAAAUAGGUUUCAAGCUGAAGUGAGUGUGAAUGUUUUCCUUAUUUUAAUAGAAUUUGCUGACAUUUUAAAACUACAAUGACACUGAAACCUUGUAAUGGCCAAGCAAUGUUUUUGAACCAUUUUUCUCAUAUACUGUAAUGCAGGCCAGGUUAAUUCCUGUUGGUCUGCAGAGAAUGUUAGUCUCUAUGUGUAAUUGCUGGAGUAUCAAACUAAUAUGCUUCAGACUCUUAAAACUUAGUAGUUAAUUGUUUCACCGAGUUGCUGUCUAUGAAGGUAUCCACUUUGAGGUUUCAUGUGUUAGUAAAAAGCAAAAUACUUGCCUUCACAACCGGACAAAUUUUCAGUUCUAAACUGUUUGUUUUUAUAAUAAAGUUAUCUUCUCAGGAAUACAAAAUUAGAGUGCUCUUCCAUUAGAAAUAUUUCAUUCAUGGGUUUAAUAUUAGGCAAGAGCUACAUGUAGGUUUUUCUGUGCCUAACUUUGUGACUGGUAACUUAGGUGUCAUUCCUCUAUUGAUUUUCCUGUCUAUACUUAUCAGAUACAGAAACACACGCUGUAAUCCCUGUAGAUCAUGGGGUGCUUAAAAAAGAAGGGUGUGGGCAGAUGUCCAUUUGGCUGCUUUGUGUUCUUUGACAUGGGUGUUUCCCCACUUAGAGUGAUUCCACCAUUUUCCACAAAUUAUCCAUGUUGGUUGUAGGAGGAGAUUCUGAAACUACUAUAUCUGUAUUCGUCAUAACUUGAUUUCUGCAGGGAGAGGCAGGUAAUAACAUUUGUUGUUGUUGUUGUUGUUGUUACCAUCAUCAUCAGAACCAGAGCAUAAGGGGAAAAAACCAUUUACUCUUUCAGCCAGGGGUGUAUGUUCAGUGACAUCACCUGGGUCCAUUCCAGUUUUCUUUCUUACCUGUUUUAAAGUCUUCCCAAGAAAUUAUAAAACUUAUUUUCUUGUUGUGUUGCCAGCUAAGCCAGUGGCCUCAAUGCAGUCUUUCAUCAUAUAAUGUAGAGGAGGGAGCAUUGUUUUGCAAUUUUUAUUUUAAAUUAGGAGAACCUGAUCUGGAAAGUGUGGAGCAUUCACGAAAACCUCUGAACAUUAGACAGUCCACCAUAAAUACUUCUGAAUUCUGUUAGUUUAAAGGGAAGUAUAUAUGUGUUUAGUUCCUACUGGAAUCUAGAUUUUUAAAAGUAUUCAUUGAACAAUAUUUUUCUAAAACAUGGGAAAGGGGGAAUAUAAGCUUGUUUGUCUUUAAAUAAAAAGACAAGGGGCUGAAACAUAGAGUUGUCUGCAGAGCAUGCUGCUGAACCAGCAUCAGAUACUUGUAUGUUGGGUUAGGGAGAGGAAAUUGCCUCACAUAAACUAUUAUUUGUUUUAACCUGGGGGUGUAGUUUCCAUGCAAUGAUAAUUUUAUGCUGAGAAACUCUGAAAACCUCUUUGGUGAGACAAAGUAUUUUUUUUAUAUAAAAUGUGGAUGCCACCAAUGUAGCUCUGUGUAUACAACACUUAUAGAACAAUCUUAAGUAUGUCUACUCAAGACCAAGUCUUGAGGCUCAGUGGGGCUUACUCCAAGGUAAAUGGGUCUAGGACUGUGGCUUUUGCAGUUCUAAACAGAAAGAGAACUGCAGUUCUAAAUGGAAUGUGAACUGUAAAAGCUAUAAUCUUAUCAAAAAACUGACUGAGCCAUAUUUAUUGGGCCUAAUGAAGUAUUCUGUUGGUAUAGGUAAAAUACUUUGAAGAUCCAUAAUAUAGUGGGUUGGAUUCAGACAUAUGUUAAAACUCUCAAGUUUAGUUAGAAUGAUUAACUUGGUUCUGUUACUUUCAGUGGACCUACUCUAAAUAUAACUCUGCACAAUCCUGUAUAAAUGCAAAGCAAUUACUAUAUAAUAAAACAUAACUUAUGUAAAGGU